Molecule: messenger RNA, 1958 nt
Organism: Folsomia candida
Lineage: Eukaryota; Metazoa; Arthropoda; Collembola; Entomobryomorpha; Isotomidae
Exons: 4
Coding region: 17-838 (273 amino acids)
Source: RefSeq, a predicted model, not a curated record
UGAUACAUUCUAUAGAAUGGAGUUGCAAAACCUAAACUCGUACGCCGUGCAGAACGGGAUUGAACAGAUUCCACUCCACAGAUCAUUUUCCAACCGAACGCUCACCACAACUUUCGACUUAGAUAUCACAUACAGCAAUAUUACCGUAGACAACUUCUGGAAUAUUAUAGGAAAUCCAACAAUCGUUAACGAUUUGGCUGGUGGGUCGUUCUAUUCGUAUUUGACGACUGAUGUAUUACUUUCCGGAACAUUUGUAGCAAAUGGAACCAUUCUUGGUGUGCCUACGUCUCAAUCGGGACGAUGGAGCGGAAGGAUACGAGCCACUUCAUACUACUUCUACCAAUAUACUCUAACGGGAGAUUUUGUUGAUCUUCGUUUAAAUAUUCCUGGUAAUGGAGGCACUUCAUCACCAUCACUCAGCGGGUUCACAGCGGAUCUCUUCAACUCUUUGCAUCCACUGAAACAACCAUUUGACUCGCUUUUGCAGACACAAUUGUCAGCUAUUUAUUUAAAUAGUUGGAGACUGGAUUUGUUCCCUUACUUGACGGAUUUCUUCAACGAUAAACUGGGCAUUGCUAGUUUUCAGCAGCUAAUAACGUCGCAGUUACCUACAACUUCGCCGGCUGUACCGCUACCGACCACUCCUUUACCUCUUAUAACGACCACAACACCGUCGCCAUUUCAAUGUGAAGCGGAUGGUUGCUUGUUGGAUUACGUCAGGUUAAAGUUCAGUAGGUUUCCGGAUUGGGUUGACAGCGCAAAUCGUGACCCCCUAGAACUUCCUGGGUCCUACAGGGUACAGUUUGCAAUUUGGGAUAUUGAUCUGUUUUUGGAAUAAGUCUCGAAAAAAAUCAAGUCAAUCAAUUUGAACGGUCAGCUAGCAGAAACUAAUAUAUUUCCAAUGUGUUAUGAUUCCAGGAAUAUAACUGUGUACGGUUAUUUGCCUACAUUCUUCAAUUCUACAACGUCGAUUACCUCUGAUUGUUUGAGUGGAACAAUUACGAUGCAAACUCGUUCCCCAACACUUCGAAUACAUGGUAGUUAAAAAACAUACUUGCAUAAAUUCAUUGAAACUGACGAACAUAAACUGCUGUCUACUCCUCUGUUAAUUAGUCGGUGCAAUGUUUUUUAAAGACGUUUUUAUAAACAGUUGCUGCUUAUAGAGUGGGAACGAUUUUCUAAUUUUUUUUACGAAACACAAGAUUUCUUGGCUCGCCUUUUUUAAUUGAUUUUUCUAGAAAAUCCGAAAGUUGUUAAAAUUCAGGUUUUAUAGGCCUCACUUUCACCGUAAAUGCGAUCGAACGCUUGCGAAUAGAUCAGAUAAUGUUAAAUGUAAUCUUUUAUCUGAUACUAUGUAUAUGCAGUUUUCAGUUAUGCCAACUUGCAUCUGAACCUGAUCUCAAAUUUGCACAUCAGAUAAUUUAGGAAUCUGAUUAUAACUUUUUCUCAUACAUCUGUUACCUGAACAGAUAUUUGAGAAAUUUUUAGUGAGAUAUCAGAUUUUUACUUAUAUUAACAGUACUCAUACCUGUGCAAGUGAAUUUGCCUUCACUCAACUUCACUCAUUUUCACCUCGAGCAUAGUUGCCCUUCACUCCCCUCACUCGCGUGAAGGAGGGCUGAGUGAGGCUUCACUCACUGACAAAUCCCAUUCUCAUUCCUUCAUUCCCUUCACUCCCUCAUUCCUCUACAGAGGGGUGGGACAGAAGAAGGAGUCACUUUGCCUAAAUUUAUUCCGGCCUUAUUAUUCGUUUGUGAAGUUUGGUAAUUGGUUCAGUGUGAAGCCCUUUAGUUUAUCUAACGAGCCUCAGUCGCUUUUUCCAACCAGUCAUGACCUUUGACACAAUUUUCAGAGUGAUUCUGCACCACUCGUCCUGAACACUUUUCCAAAGUGCAUCAAAACGCACGCGUUUUCCUUUCAAGAAGGCUCUGUUUUAAGUACUCGAAUCCAAAAAAAAA